GCAAGAUUUUAAUGAAGUACAGUAUUUCUUCUUGAAGGAGGUCUGCGUUAUUACAGAUUCUUUUAAUUCUAAGAAGUUGUGCAAUUAUUGUAUUGAUAAUGAUUGAUAAUGACUGUAUCGAAAUGUUAGAAAACCAGUUAGUAAGUUUUAGUGUAUGAAAUUGAAGUCUCUGCGUUUGUCAAAUAUUUAAAUAAGAUUGUAAUUAAGAAUUUGAAGAUCUAGGUAAACAAUAUAAUUUUGAAUAGAGUUAGUGGCAUUAAGUUUGAGGCAAGUAGGGUAAAUAUUUGUAUUUUCUAGUUUGUUAAAUUUAUUAAAGGCAAUAACAUGAUGAAUAUAUCGAAAGAUGUGUUGGUAGUAUUUCCUUUCUUGAAAAUUAAGUGAACGUACAAACUUAAAUUCUUUAGCAGUUUCCGACCAUAGGUAUUCCCUGUACUUGCUUAAAGAUUGUGUUAUCAAAUUGCAAAUAAUUGUUAAAAAGUACACUUUUGAGGAAAAGUCUCCAUUCUUCUAGAGAAAUUGUAUGAAUCUGCGGAAAGAAACUGGGGAGAGUAAGUAGGCUACUAUGAAUUUCUUCUAAAGGUAAAGUGGUAUACAGGUUUUCGAAGUCGUAACAUUGAAUAUAUUCUAUUUCAAGCAAAUUUAGUCUCGAGAAUUUUUUCGUUGUUACUAAUCAUCCAAUUGCAGUGUAGAUCUUGAAAAUCGUAAUUAUUAAUAUUUAGUUAUUAACGUUUUUGGUACAUGUGAAAUCAAGUCAUUAAAUGAUCUUUGAUAUAUAAUAAACCAUUUGCAUGAAAUUAAUUUGAAUUCAGUUUCUCGCAAAAUUUAUAAUUCAUUAUUUUUUAUCAUGUCCGUAGGAGUGAAAAGAAAUCUAACCUCAUCCGAAGUAUCAUUCAUUGAUGUUAAGCAAUUGAAUGGCAUUACAACAGCGAGAAAUUUGCAAAGUGGGCGAAUCCCCCACCCAAGACCGCAGGUCCCUUAGUCCUCGGAGGGGAGUUCGAGCGGCAGAUGACUCUCCCGAAAACCCUGUUAUAGUCCGAUCGCCGAAGAUGUCUCCGGAAUUACUACGUUCACCUUCCAAAGUCUCUCCACGGCAGAAAAUCGAAUCUCCAAAAAACGCGGCGUGGAAGUCCUCCAAGUUCUUCAGCAAGAGCAUGGCCUCCGGAGAGCUAUUGAAGAGCCUCAAGAAACUUUCUCCAUCCCCAUCUUCGUCGAAUACUUGCAACAACGAAUCGGGAGUAACAACUUCUGACAAUAAGGAAGCUGAUGCCAAAUCUUUCAAAAGCAGAUUCACUUCUCUUAGGCGGAAAAGCGGCAGCGACUCUGACAGUGUACCCAACGUAGACAGUGAAUCUUUGGAGCUGGGCAGUCCAGAAGUGCGAGGAAUUGUAUGCAAGAAAGAAGAUCUCAUGUCUUUGAUGAGUGUUCCAGGAGCUACUAAGGAGAGAAGAGUAUCUUCUCCUGCAGAACUAAUCGUUCCUGUGUGUUCGAACCUACCCAGUUCGCCACUUCCCGUUCUGAAAUCGCCUUCGCUCAAGGUAGCACCUCAUUCUCCCCUCAACACUCGAGGCUCCUUUCGAUCUUCGCGUUCCACCUCACUAGAUCCCGCUUCUUUGCCUCGAAUCUCACCACGGCCUUCAUCAAAGAGUAUUCUUCAGCAUCAUUUAGUCACUGAUGACAUCGACGUGAAGCCUGGUACUUUCUUAGAGGUCGUACCAGAGGUAAAGAGAAGAUUAUCUGGUCCCCUCAUACAAGUAAAAGAGAGGAUCCCAGAAGAGGAUGAAAGUGAGACGCCCGUUCAGUGGGACGACAGCAACUUUGUUGAUCCUAAUCUCAUUGGUGGGGCCAUCGAAGCUUACCUGAAGGGUAUGGGACCUUCGCCUACACCUACGCCCAGUACAGAGAAAAGAGUGUCCUUUAAAAAGAAUCUUAUUAAGUGAGGAGUUUCGAUUUUUAUCCUCAUUCCAUUGUCCGAAUAAGAUUAACGAUGCAAAUCCUCUUAUACUAGAUGCAAAAAGGGAAACGAAAAGAGUGAACUCAUAGCUCUGAUGGAAAUUAUUAUUGCGUUCAGGCGAAAUGUGAAUCUUGAUGAAUAAAGAGCAAUCACGAAAUAGUGAUUAAAAAUUCUUUAAAUCUUCUCUUCCAUUGGGCUUUCAAUUCACGUGGAAUGCACAUUUUUCUUCUGCACAUGGGGGAUUAUCUUUGUAUACUUCCCUGACUUUCAACGAUUCUCAAUCUUUCUGAUGUAGAAAUAUGGGAGAAGAAUUUGGAAACAAGAUUUCUUCGAAUUAUUGAAUGGAAAAUAUCGAACAACGAAACUUUUUGAACACUGUAUACUUUAGUUAAAAUAUUAAAUUUCAUGUAAAUUAGAUUGAAACCUCUAAACCAUAAAGAAGCCUCAACAAAGAUAGUAUAAACUCGGAAAAGACUUUUAUUUUUAAAGAUUAUAGGAAAGAUUUUUAAUUUUAUCGUCACCAAUCAGUUUAAUUAAAAAAUACAGGGGUUGGACAAAAAUAUGGAAACACCUUUAAAAAAACAUG
This is a messenger RNA of Stegodyphus dumicola, 2537 nucleotides long. RefSeq lists its product as uncharacterized. NCBI's taxonomy places the organism in Eukaryota, Metazoa, Arthropoda, Arachnida, Araneae, Eresidae. The record is from RefSeq and is a predicted model, not a curated record.